This is a messenger RNA of Daucus carota subsp. sativus, 3121 nucleotides long. Its product is annotated as RNA-binding motif protein 25. Lineage: Eukaryota; Viridiplantae; Streptophyta; Magnoliopsida; Apiales; Apiaceae. Gene Ontology annotation, molecular function: RNA binding. The record is from RefSeq and is a predicted model, not a curated record. Bases 613 to 2955 code for a protein of 780 amino acids. Gene Ontology annotation, biological process: mRNA processing. The transcript has 7 exons.
UUGAUACCGAUGAGAAAGGUUUGGAAAGCUAGCUCCACGUAGAGACUAUCGCUAUCAACAACUCUUUUGACCCAUGCUAGCAACUGACUGCAACUUGCAUUUGUAUAUCAAGGUAUCACAAUCUUUCUAAUAUCCAAUAUUUUUUAUAUGCCAAUAUGUAUGUUCUUGUCUUCCAAACAAAAAGUAAAAACAGAAAAAGCUUAAUUAAUUGUAAGUUUUUGGGUAGAAAUAGAAUGUUUUUCGUCAACUGCGUCGGUAUGAGUGAGACAGGGGGUCUCAUAUUACUGAAUUCAAAUCGUCCAAAUUGGUGCAUUGGAUAAUCUGAGAAAACUUCUUUUAUGCUGUGGAACAGAAGGUAAGCUUACUCGCAAUCUUGUUUUGUCUUUCCAGAAUCGUGUUUUUUCUCUUUGAUAUACUUCAGGUUUUAUGUUCAACUGGUGAGUUUUGCCUUGCCUGUACUGACUAUAUUCAAAUUGAUUGUUCUGUGUAGUAACAGCAAUUAACUAUUCUUCGUACUUAAUUAUGUAUCUAGAUAACUGUACUAUAAAAGCAUAACUUACUGCAGGUUGUAAAAAAUCCUGCUCUAAUAAACUUGCAUAGCAUCUGCUUUUAAUGUGUGCAGGAAUUCCUCGGUAUCCCAGUGUGUACCCAGCAAUGGUGAGGCCAAUAUAUCCUCUGCGACCUGUGGGGAUGGUUGGCAUCAAUCCAGCAUUGAUGCGCCCUCCUGUUCCCGGGGUACGUGGUCCAGUCAUCACUCCUGUUAUUAGACCAGGUGGGAUUCCAAGUGUUACACCUGCAGAGAAACCGCAAACAACAGUUUAUGUAGGCAAGAUAGCAUCAACAGUAGACAAUGAUUUCAUCCUCUCUAUCUUGAAACUCUGUGGACCUGUUAAGAGCUGGAAACGUCCUCAAGAUCCAACAUCUGGGGCUCUAAAAGGCUAUGGGUUUUGUGAGUUCGAUUCUGCUGAGGGGAUUCUUCGUGCAAUAAGGCUGCUGAGCAAAUUAAAUGUAGAUGGACAACAACUUAUGUUAAAUUUUAAUUCAGCAACUAAAGAAUACCUGGAGCGUUAUGUCGGAAAGAAAAGGGAAAAUAUUAAAAACUCUGAAGAAGUUGGGACUGAGGGGGUUCAAGAGGCUGAGGAAGUAAGUGCAACAGGUAGUGAGAAAGGUGGCUCUUCAGAAUCUACCCAAUUGGAGUCUAAAGAAGAGAAGAUUACUGACCAAAAAGAUGAAGACAUCACUAAAUUUGGUCUUGUUACCAAUGAAGAUAGGGUAGCUGAUCGAGAGGCUUUGGAGAAACUAAAUGGCAUAAUAGAAGAAAGGUUGAAGACACAUCCAUUGCCACCACCACCCCCACCCCCACUAGUGGCUACUGACGGUUCUGUUACUUCAAAUACAGAAGUCAAGGACGGGUCGAGGGAAGAGAACUCAGAUGUGGAUAUGGUGAAAAGUGUGGAUGUAGCAGAAGAGAAAACUGAGGAGGAUGUGAAAAUUGCAAACAGAACUCCUAAUGAUCAUGAUAAACUGGAUACAAGCACGCCUGACAGGAACAGAAAAAAUGAUAGGAGUAGAGAUCGAGACCGUGAUGUUACAAGGGAAAAGGAAAGGGAACUUGAGAGGAACGAGAGAGACAGAGAGCAAGAAAGAGCUAAAAAAGACAGAGAAAGACAAUACAAGACUCGAGAGGAUGAGCGUCGAUAUAUGGUUCGUGUCAAGGAUUGGGAAUCUCGAGAAAAAGAUAAGGAUCGUUUACGAAAGCAGGAGAGAGAAAGAGAAGAAGAAAGGGCGGAGGAGCGGAAAUAUGAAAUUAUAGAUGAAGAGCGUGAAGGUGAUGAUGGUUAUAACAAGAAGCGGAAACACAGAAGCAGUGGGGAGGACAGGAAAAGGAGGCAAAGAGAGAAGGAAGAUGACAUUGCAGACAGGUUAAAAGAAGAGGAAGAAAUUGCAGAGGCCAAGAUCAGGGCCGAAGAAGUUCGGAAGAAGCAGAAACAAGAGCAAGAAGAGAAUAUGAGGCUUUUGACUGCUUCCACCACCAAAAAGAAUGAAGAAGCUGUUUUACUGACUGAUGAAGCCAUUGCUGAAAGCAAAGAAAAAGUCUUUGACAUGUUUUCCAACGGUGAUUCAGAGCAUGAAAACCAUAUGACUGAACGGAUCGCACUUAACGGCACUGGCGCUGAAAUAUGUGCAAAUUCUGUUGCUGCAGUAGAUACACAGCAGAACAGUAAUGCACAAAGUAGAAAGUUGGGCUUUGGUCUUGUAGCAUCUGGAAAACGAACUGCAGUUCCUUCCGUUUUUUUGAAGGAGGAAGAUGAGGAUGCACAGAAGGAGAAAAAGAUGCGGCCUCUGGUUCCCAUUGACUACUCAAAUGAUGAACUCCAGGCAGUCCAACAUGAUCCUUCUGGGGGACCGGCUCCAAAUUUGGCGGCGGCAGCCGAAUUUGCAAAGCGUAUUACAGGUGUUAGCACCAAAGAAGAGAAACCUGACCCUGAGAAAGAUAGAAUUAGACGUUCACAUGAUCGUGACAGUCAUCGCAAUAAACACGACAGCAGAAAGGAGAAUGACAGGGACCGGGAACGUGUAUCGGAUAAAGUAAAAUUACCAGAAAACCGGAAGCUGUUGGAUGCCAAGCAAUUGAUUGAUACAAUUCCUAAGACAAAAGAUGAAUUGUUCUCAUAUGAGAUAAAUUGGACCGUUUAUGAUAAGAAUCAACUACAUGAGAGGAUGAGACCCUGGAUUUCUAAGAAGAUUACAGAGUUUUUGGGCGAGGAAGAGACCUCGCUGGUAAACUACAUUGUGUCUACCACUCAGGAACACGUAAAUGCAUCUGAGGUGCUGCACAGGCUUCAGUCUAUCCUUGAUGAUGAGGCUGAGAUGUUUGUGCUGAAGAUGUGGAGGAUGCUUAUAUUCGAAAUCAAAAAAGUAGAGACCGGGCUUGCUGGGAGAGUCAAGGUUUGAUAUUAUUUGUUGCACAAUUGUUGUUUAAAAGUAUUUUUGUUUUUGAAACAAUUUCAUUAUUAACACACUUUCCACGAGGAUGUAAACUGUUCUUGAAGCAUGUAACCUUAGAUCUUAUUAUAACAAUUUUGUUUUAUUUGGAACUAAUGAUACAGGUUAAAAGUUA